Pocillopora verrucosa is the source of this 1107-nucleotide messenger RNA. RefSeq lists its product as uncharacterized. Lineage: Eukaryota; Metazoa; Cnidaria; Anthozoa; Scleractinia; Pocilloporidae. Gene Ontology annotation, molecular function: imidazoleglycerol-phosphate dehydratase activity. Gene Ontology annotation, biological process: L-histidine biosynthetic process. The record is from RefSeq and is a predicted model, not a curated record.
AAAAUGGCGGAUGAAGGUUCGCUCAAACCUAGAAGAGCGACUGUCGAAAGAAAAACAAAAGAAACAGACAUUUCUUUGUCGGUCAACAUAGAUGGAAGUGGGGUAAGCGAGAUAAGUACUGGCAUUGGAUUUCUGGACCAUAUGUUAACCGCUUUGUCGAAACACGGGCGAAUGGAUCUCACUUUGAGCUGCAAAGGUGAUCUUCACGUGGACGAUCAUCAUUCAGUCGAGGACUGUGGUAUUGUUCUGGGCCAAGCAGUGAAAGCAGCGCUUGGUGAUUUAAGAGGUAUAACGAGGUAUGGCUAUGCCUAUGCUCCUUUAGACGAGUCGCUUUCUCGAGCUGUUGUGGACAUAUCUGGACGACCCUUUGCCGACGUCAACUUGAAUUUGCAGAGGGAGCGGAUAGGGAACCUGUCCUGCGAAAUGCUACCACAUUUUUUGAGUUCCUUUGCUACUUCAGCAGCCAUUACGUUACACGUGGACGUUUUAAAAGGUGAAAAUGAUCAUCAUAGAGCGGAGUCUGCUUUUAAAGCCCUAGCCCUAGCUCUGCGAACUGCAUUUAAAAGAGAAGGAACUGAUAUACCGAGUACCAAAGGAGUGUUGUAAAUUCCUUAAUUGUGCAUUUUCUCGAAUUGUAUAAGAUCAUUUCUGAAAAGUAUCUGUAUCGCUGUUAAACUAACGAUGCGACAGGUAUACAAGCCCUCAGGGUUUUAACAACAAACAAUGUAUUAAAAUAAUUGGUAAAAUUUCCACACAGCCCCAUACUAUUGUAAAACAAAUCUGUUUUCCCAUGGGCAAUGUAUAGUUUUUGUCAUUGUUUUCUCUAUCCAAGAGCUGAAUGCAUAAUGUAGUAUGGGGCUGUGCAGAAUUUCACCAAAUAAUUCUCUGUGAUUGUUAAAUAUUUAAUGCUGGUAAUAUUUCAUUGUGCUUCUCUACAAGAAAAACACAUUGAUAUCAUGAAAAAUUAUGUAUUCAAAACAACAUCAAGAUCAGGGUUGUAGAUAAGAGCCGGCAGCCGGCAAAGUACACCAGCUUCUCUGCAAGGUUUCGUGGGCUACUUUCAUGGCUUCGAGAGCCCGUACAGAGAUGAUGUUUAUCAGGUCUAAA